AUAUUUGUUGCAUACAAAACUGGGUUAUAUUUAUUUCUUAUUAUGCAGAAUAUUACAUAAUAUGAUACUUUUAUUAUUAUUCUGUUUAUUUUAAGAAGAUUUAUAUAAUCAAAAAAUUAAAGAACGUUCAUAGUUAUUAUUUUUUAAUUUUUAAGCAUUAAUGUUUGCAAAGCUUGGCAAGUUAGUCAUUUUUUAAAAACUAUUUGAAGAUAAAUUACUUUCAUAAAAAUACUAACUAAGUUUGAAGUUAGUUUGGUGAAAAUAGUAACUUUAUAGAUUAAAAAACAUUUUUGUUGAAAUGUAAAUAAUAAGUUAUCCAACUUAUAUUAUUGAUUAAAACUGAAAAAUUGAAUUAAACACCUAGUAGAUUAAUUGGAAAUUAAUUGGCAUAUCACAUAUCAGUUAUUAGAACAUAAAGGGUGAAACAAAAUAAAAAAAUAUAUAACAGUAUGACAACUUAAAAUAUUAAUAUUAAAUAAUAAUACAUAAUAUAAUCUAUAUGACUAUAUUCUAGUAUAUUUUAUUUAAAAUAAAUAUAGGUAAUACUCUAAUAGUUAAAUAGUAUUAUAGAUAAACGGGUAAACGUAAACCACCGAUAACAGUACCAUGAAAAUGUUUGUGUAUUUUAAACAGGCACAGUUGUUCCAGAGAAUUUAAUUCAAAAUAAUGAUAGUAACACUAUGAAUAUUGGUUCCAAUGUGAAGUUAAACUCUGACUAUGCACCUGAAAAGAAUAAUAUACCAUUCUUGAAAAAAAAUCAAAAAAAAAAAGGAAGAAUUCGUUUCAAAUGUUUGCAUUGUGAAUACUUAACAUUUCGAAAACAAAAUUUAAUUGUGCAUCUUAGAGAAAAACACGAAACUAGAAAACAACUAGAAACUAAAGUUAAUAAUGGUACAUCAAAUACAACAAGAACGAUUGAAGUAUUUUCGUGUACGUUAUGUAAAAUGACGUUUAAUACACUGGAUAAAUGUAAAGAACAUAUGACACAGCAUUUGAUAAAUACUCAUAAAAAUAAUCAAAAUAAACAACAAGAACACGGUUGUAAAAGUAUUCAAUUAAGUAAAAAAAAAUUUGAAGAUAUAGAGUAUAUUUCAAAGUGUGUACAUUGUAAACGUAAAUUUCGUUCAGAAAAUUCAAAAUUACUUCAUUCAUUGUGUCACCAAAAUGAUUGUAAAGAUUAUAAAUGUAGUGAAAAAAAUUGUGAUUUUAUAACACCUAGAUGGAAUGCUUGUCGUAUUCAUUUGUGGAAGAUUCAUAAAAUUGACAUUGAUAUGUUUAGCUGUCAAGUUUGUAAAAAAUAUACAACUACAACAUAUCAUAACUUAGUUAAUCAUGUAUCAAUGAAACACAAUAAAACAUUGUCUUGUGUAGACUGUGGUGCUGAAUUUCAGGAUUCGACCAAGCUACAAAAUCACAGAGUAUUUCAUUCAAAAGCAAAGCCUGUAAAUAAAGAAAGAUGGUAUAUGGAAAAGACAUGUGUAAUUUGUAAUAUGGUGUUGGCUAAUUCAAAAAGUUUAAAACUUCAUACAAAAAAUGUUCAUCUUAAGUUAAAGCCUUAUGUGUGUCAAGUGUGCAAUCAUGGAUCAGCAACUAAAUACAUGAUGCAAGUUCAUAUGCGGCAGCAUACUGGUGAAAAACCAUUUAAUUGUGAUGUUCCGGAUUGUAAUUUUAAAACUGGAGAUCAUAACUCACUUAGACGUCAUAAACUACGCCACUCAAAUGAAAGGCCGUACAAAUGUACCCAUUGUAAUUACAAGUGUAUCCAAGUGACUGCUCUCAAAAGUCAUAUAACAAAUAAUCAUCGAGAUAAAAUGGACAGUUCAUACUACUCAUGUAAUCGGUGCACAUUUGGAACAGUGAGCUUGAAAAGAUAUAAUGACCAUGUAUCUGGUCAUGAAACACAAGUUCAAAAUGGUCUAGAACCUAGUCCUGUAAAAUCUCAUGAGACAAAAGCCGAAAUGACGGACGAUGAUGAUACUGCACAAGGAUAUGUUGAUGACACAGGUGGUAUAACAAUUUCUGAAAGUGUGGGUUGUACUGUAUUAAAUUUAGACGAUAAUGCAAUUAUGCUUACAUAAUAAUAUGUUUUAAAAUAAAAUUAGUCAUAAUCCAAAUUCAAAAUAUUUUUUUACC
Molecule: messenger RNA, 2133 nt
Organism: Metopolophium dirhodum (rose-grain aphid)
Lineage: Eukaryota; Metazoa; Arthropoda; Insecta; Hemiptera; Aphididae
Product: zinc finger protein 347-like
Exons: 9
Coding region: 681-2078 (465 amino acids)
Biological process (GO): regulation of transcription by RNA polymerase II
Molecular function (GO): DNA-binding transcription factor activity; RNA polymerase II cis-regulatory region sequence-specific DNA binding
Source: RefSeq, a predicted model, not a curated record